AUGAUGGUACAGAUCCUCCUGAAAGCUGUGUUGGAACAUAUGAAUGACAGGGAGGUCAUUAGAGAUAGCAGACAUGGCUUCACCAAGGACAAGUCAUGUCUGACAAAUCUAGUGGCCUCCUAUAAUGGAGUGACUGUGUUACUGGAUGAGGGAAGAGCAGCUGAUGUCAUCUACCUGGGCAGUCCCCAACCAGGUCCGCCCCCAACACAUAAAGGCCGCCGCGCCGACCCACUCUCGCCACUCUCCGUCUCCGGGGGUCCGCUGUCUGGCAGAGGCAAGGGCGGGAAGGGGCUCGGCAAGGGGGGCGCCAAGCGGCACCGCAAGGUGCUGCGCGACAACAUCCAGGGCAUCACCAAGCCGGCCAUCCGCCGCCUGGCUCGGCGCGGCGGCGUGAAGCGCAUCUCGGGGCUCAUCUACGAGGAGACGCGCGGCGUGCUGAAGGUCUUCCUGGAGAACGUCAUCCGCGACGCCGUCACCUACACCGAGCACGCCAAGAGGAAGACGGUCACGGCCAUGGACGUGGUGUACGCCCUCAAGCGCCAGGGACGCACCCUCUACGGCUUCGGCGGCUAAAGCUUUUCCGUGCAGAACUUCUCGAAAACCCAAAGACUCUUUUAAGAGCCACCCACCUCCUCCUCAGGAGAGCUGUGACAUUUUAUCUCCGAAGAACAU
This is a messenger RNA of Eurypyga helias (sunbittern), 672 nucleotides long. RefSeq names its product histone H4. Gene Ontology annotation, molecular function: protein heterodimerization activity; DNA binding; structural constituent of chromatin. The coding region runs from base 1 to 573 and encodes 190 amino acids. NCBI's taxonomy places the organism in Eukaryota, Metazoa, Chordata, Aves, Eurypygiformes, Eurypygidae. The transcript is spliced from 2 exons. Gene Ontology annotation, cellular component: nucleosome. Gene Ontology annotation, biological process: nucleosome assembly. The record is from RefSeq and is a predicted model, not a curated record.